Phytomonas sp. Hart1 is the source of this 788-nucleotide messenger RNA. NCBI's taxonomy places the organism in Eukaryota, Euglenozoa, Kinetoplastea, Trypanosomatida, Trypanosomatidae. The record is from the annotation of a GenBank genome assembly.
GAUACAUCAACGCAUUUUUUUAAAAUUUGUUAUACACUAGAUUACAGUUUACACAAGGCAGAGAAUUCUAUGUCCAGUCCAGAUAUUAAGCUUGCGGGACCUCAAGCUCAGGAAAGGCUGAUACAUCCCUGUGAAUAUAUUCAGCGUAGCGUUUUCAAGCAGGAAGAAUGCAUGCGUAUGAAUCACAUUCGUACUACACAUGGCCUUGGCGCCGCCAUAGAUGUGGGGCUUACCGAGGUAACCCUUCUCGGUUCCCGCCGCUUAGGUUCUCUACCCACUAGCAACACACUGUACAAUGCUUACCGAGGGAAUUUUAUGGAGCUAACUCCGAUGGAUAUCUAUGGAUUACCUGAAAACAAUCCCAAUCUGCAGCCUUCUUCACGCGCAAUUAUAGAAAGGGGAGUAUACGGCUAUGAACUAACUAUGAAAAACUUAGGACUUUAAUUUUUUUUCCAUUUUCCCUUUUGACUAUUAGGUGUUUGUGUGUUUCGCUGUAGUGAGAGACUUUUAAUUCUGGGCGCUGCAUUUGGAAGAGAUAGCCGAACAAAGUCCUUAUGCUACAUACAGGAUUUGUGUAUAUAAAUAUAAAGUAAUAAAGUGAAAAAUGCAUUUGAAAGGUAUAACUUUUCCACCUUACCUUAUAUCUUUAAAGUGUGAAAGUCAUUCUUUUCGGUUGUUAUAUUAGAAGGCUUUAAAAAAUUAACAAGCCUGAGCACUCUAUGAGAAGUAUUUUCCCUUGAUAUUAUGUUGCCUUUUUAUUACUUUAAGUACGAACAAAUGAUAUACCU